UGAUUGGAAGGAGACCAGAGAACCUCAGUCAGCUUUAAACUCUCUGAAACAUGAUUCAAGAUGUAAGAAACCAUUCAGCUGCUCUGAGUGUGGGAGGAGUUUUGAUCGCAAGCCACUCCUGAAAAGACACAUGAUGACUCACACAGGAGAGAAGCCUUUCAGCUGCUCUGAGUGUCAGAGGAAAUUUUGCCGCAAGUCAAAUUUGGAAGAUCACAUGAAAACUCACACAGGAGAAAAACCUUUUAGCUGCUCAGUUUGUAAGCAAAGAUUUGGCCACAAGUCAACUCUUAAAAAACACAUGAGAAUCCACACAGGAGAGAAGCCUUUUAGCUGCUUUGUUUGUAAUAAAUCUUUUACACAGAGUGGACAUUUACAAAUACAUCUAAGAAUUCACACAGGAGAGAAGCCUUUUAGCUGCUCUGUUUGUAAUAAAUCUUAUACACAGAGUGCAGAUUUACAGAAACACACGGCAGUCCAUACAGGAGAAAAACCUUUCAGCUGCUCUGAGUGUCAGAGGAAAUUUGGCAGCAAGUCAAAUCUGGAAGAUCACAUGAUAACUCACACAGGAGAAAAACCUUUUAGCUGCUAUGAGUGUGGUAAAGCUUUUAUUGAAAAAGGAAACCUGAAGAGACAUGUCAGAAUCCACACAGGAGAGAAACCUUUUAACUGCUCAGUCUGUAAAAAAUCUUUUACACAGAGAGGAAGUUUACACUCACACAUGAGAACUCACACAGGAGAGAAACCUUUUAGCUGCUCAGUCUGCAAAAAAUCUUUUACACAGAGAGGAGAUUUAUAUAAACACAUGAGAGUCCACACAAGAGAAAAACCUUUCAGCUGCUCAGUCUGUAAGAAAUCUUUUACACAGAGUGGAAGUUUACACUCACACAUGAGAGUCCACACAAGAGAAAAACCUUUCAGCUGCUCAGUCUGUAAGAAAUCUUUUACACAGAGUGGAAGUUUACGGUCACACAUGGCAGUAGUCCACACAGGAGAGAAAAGAUUCAGCUGCAGUGUUUGUGAUAAAAGAUUUGGCUGGAGUUCUGAUGUCAAAACACAUAAAUGUGUUGGUCAUAUAAACACUGAAGCUGAUGGGGAGGACUGUGGAGGACCAGAACCAGCCAGGAACUCACAUCCACUUUUACAACCAGAGACUGAA
This is a messenger RNA of Perca flavescens (yellow perch), 1156 nucleotides long. RefSeq names its product gastrula zinc finger protein XlCGF8.2DB-like. The annotation marks the transcript as partial. Gene Ontology annotation, cellular component: nucleus. Gene Ontology annotation, biological process: regulation of gene expression. Lineage: Eukaryota; Metazoa; Chordata; Actinopteri; Perciformes; Percidae. The record is from RefSeq and is a predicted model, not a curated record. The transcript is spliced from 2 exons.